AUGGCUGAAAGCAGUGAAGGAAAGACCAUAAAAUGUACCACGUGCUCAGCCUCAUUUGAACCAAGCAAUUACCUCUGGCAAAGACAAAGUGUCCUACCAAGCAACACAUUUUGGAACCGACAUAGUUUCAGAUACUCGAGUUAUUUUUUUUAUGAUUAUCUGUUUCUUUAUGAAAUCUGUCCUUUUGGAAGGAAACUAGGACAAGGCAGCUUUGGAGUGGUAACUGAAGUAAAACACAGGACUACCGGCAAAAAAUGGGCCAUCAGAAAAGUUAACAGGAAAAAGGGCGGAAGUUCUGCCAUGAAGCUACUUGAACAGGAGGCGAGCAUCUUAAAGACAGUGAACCAUGAUCAUGUAAUACACUUGGAAGAGAUGUUUGAGACACCAAAGAUGUAUCUUGUAAUGGAGCUGUGUGAGGAUGGAGAGCUUAAAAAAAUUCUUUCACGACAAGGACAUUUUACAGAAAAUGAGACAAGGCACAUCAUUCAGAGUCUUGCUUCAGCAAUAGCAUAUCUUCACAAAAAUGAUAUUGUUCACAAAGAUCUAAAAAUGGAGAACAUUUUAGUUAAAAGCAGUGACAUCGAUGAAGCUAAUGAAAUGAAAUUAAACAUAAAGGUGGCUGACUUCAGUUUAGCUGUACAAAAAACUGGUGGUAGUGAAAGCAUGUUUCAGUCCAUCUAUGGGACUCCUAUAUACAUGGGCCCUGAAGUUAUCAGUGCCUAUGACUGCAGCCAACAGUGUGACAUUUGGAGCAUAGGUGUCAUUAUGUACAUGCUACUAAGAAUUGAACCGCCUUUUAUAGCAAGCUUAGAAGAAAAGUUUUUUGAACUAAUAAGAAAGGGAGACCUGUGCUUUAAAAAUCUGGUCUGGCAAACAGUUAGUGAGGCUGCAAAACAAAUAUUGAGACUACUUCUGAAAGUCAAUCCUGCUCACCAAAUCACAGCUAAUGAAUUACUUGAUAACCAGUGGAUAACAGUACCUGAGUAUGCUUGA
Messenger RNA from Gymnogyps californianus (California condor), 993 nucleotides. RefSeq names its product serine/threonine kinase 33 (gene STK33). Gene Ontology annotation, biological process: protein phosphorylation. The transcript has 13 exons. Lineage: Eukaryota; Metazoa; Chordata; Aves; Accipitriformes; Cathartidae. The record is from RefSeq and is a predicted model, not a curated record. Gene Ontology annotation, molecular function: protein kinase activity; ATP binding. Bases 1 to 993 code for a protein of 330 amino acids.